This is a messenger RNA of Suillus subalutaceus, 1353 nucleotides long. RefSeq names its product ACBP-domain-containing protein. Lineage: Eukaryota; Fungi; Basidiomycota; Agaricomycetes; Boletales; Suillaceae. The coding region runs from base 1 to 1353 and encodes 450 amino acids. Gene Ontology annotation, molecular function: fatty-acyl-CoA binding. The record is from RefSeq and is a predicted model, not a curated record. Gene Ontology annotation, biological process: fatty acid metabolic process. The transcript is spliced from 6 exons.
AUGGACUCGCGCGAACUUAUUGAUGCGCAAUUCGAUCGGGCAGUGGAGAUAGUGCAGGGCCUCCCAAAGACUGGGCCCAUACAAACAGGUUAUGAGGAGAAACUGACAAUGUACAGCUUGUACAAGCAAGCAACUGUUGGAAAUGUCAAAGGCGGUCGUCCAGGCAUGUGGGAUAUGCUAGGCCGGGCAAAGUGGGACGCAUGGGCGAAGCAUAUGGAUCUCGAUCUAUACGAAGCUAAAUGGCUUUACGUGGACGCUUUACUGAAGGUUCUAAGUAAAUACUCGGACAAGACUGUUGCCCGUGACCUCAUGAACGAACUCCAGUCUUAUGGUGGUGACCCGUCAAAUCUGGUGAUGAGCCAUUCACUUCCAAGGUCUCGGACCUCCCAGUCGUCAAGCUCCAGCGUCUCAUAUAACGAUGUUCAUCGAAUCCCCGGUCAAUUAUUUUCCUCUACCAAAUCAGAGGCUCAACAAGCUGUACAAUCAGCAGUUAUGGAGGACAGUGGCUCGAGUUCCGAAGAUGGUGAAUCGGGCGACGAAGCACGCGAACUCCCAUCCGUGCGUGAGCCUGUUCAACAGCCAAGACCACUUUCUUCCAUGUCUUCAAGAUAUCGUACUCCUGCAACCGGCUCACUUGCCAUGUCGCCACCACUUGCUGGGGUCGUAAAUGUUCCACCAAUGCAACCAAUGCCCACAUACCAGACGCAAUCCGCCUUCGUUGGUCAACCAGUACCAAUAGCAUCCUCAUCUAUAUAUCCUCCAUCAGGACACUAUUCUGGGACAUACCAGUCGCCCGAGUUUGCACCACAGAUUCAGUCAGCUCCCUCCAUCCGAGGGGGCCGGUUUUAUGGCGCUGAAGCACCUAUACGAACACCCUCACGGUUGCCCCUGGAGCAAGCCGUCGAAAACGUUCAGACGCACCUUGCCGCAAUAACAGAACGGCUCGAUAUGCUCGAGUCCCAGGUGGUGCAUCCGCAGCGAUCCACCGCUUCGCUUCCCUUGAGAAGCUCUUCCGGUAGAGGCAGUCCGACGGAUAACCGUCCUGAAGCACACGAAUGGGAUUUGGAUGAUAUGGGAAUGUGGUCGUUCGUUCUGAAGCCAUUGUCACGGGUGAUGGUGUCAUUGAAACAGCUUCUUAUAUUUUUCGGUCGGAGCGAGAAUCGGUCUCCGGUACUCACUAUCGUGCGAAGACUGUUCCUUGACAUAUCAUUCUCAUUGGCAGUUCUCGGGUUGCUGAGACUGACGUGGAAGAAGACGGCUACAAGACGGAGGGAGGUCAAUGCAGCCCUUAUAUUACUAUGGGCUGCUUUGUCUGGGAGGGACAGGGGAAGAUUGAUGAUCAGUGGUGUGUAG